AAUGAGUCCCGGGGCCCUGCCAGGGGCAUUCGAUGCAGCGAUGAUCGCGAUGGCGCACAUGCGCGAGAUUGCCUUCCGUUAAAUCGCAACUCAAUCUUUAACCCCUCGGAAGUUCCCCUUCUAGAAAAUGACUGUCUUCUCUGUGAAUGGUGUGUGUGGUGCAUGAGCGACUGCAUCUGAUGUGUUGCACUCGAUAAAUAGACCUUGGACUUUCCCGAUUCAUUACCCAGCAUUGUGCGCCUUGCCCUCUUCUGUCCGUUUGGACUGUCAACAUGGCAACUACACAGGGACCAGUAAUUGCUGGUGUUGCGAUCAGUUUCGCGAUCCUGAGUUUUGUGACUAUCUGUCUACGGCUGUUUGCUCGAAUCUAUGUCUUGAAGCGAAUGGGCUUGGAUGACUAUCUGAUUAUCGGCGCCUGCCUUCUAUCAUGGGCAUUUACAGCAGUUACCAUAGUCGCUGUCAAGCAUGGUAUGGGCCAGCACAUGGUGGAUGUGGAUCAAAGUGGUCUUAUCACAUACUCUUUUGCCGUCUGGUUGAGUUCGAUGUUCUACCUGGCCGCCCUUGGCUUUGUCAAAACCUCCGUCUGUUGGUUCUACACCCGACUUGGUGACAAGCAACUCACGCGCAUGUCUCUCGUCAUGAUGUGUGUUGUGGGUUGCCAAGCCACUUCAUUCGUUCUGACAGCUGCGUUUCAAUGCAAUCCCAUUGCUCGCGCCUGGAAUACUAGCAUUCCUGGACGCUGCGUAACAAUCAACGUCUUCUACCUCGCCAACGCAGCGCUGAACAUUACGACCGAUCUGCUCACCUACUCGCUGCCGAUCCGGGUCAUCCUGAAGCUACACAUGCCAAGGAAACAGAAGUUGGCCCUCGGUGGUAUUCUCUGUCUUGGUUUAUUCGCUUGCAUCUCCUCCAUCAUCCGAAUCACCUACAUCCCCGCAAUGCUCACCUCCAGCGACUCCACCUACGCCAUCAGCGGCGCCAUGUACUGGUCCGCCAUCGAGAUUAACGUCGGCAUCUUGGCCUCCUCCAUCCCGUCCUUCAAAGCCAUCGCCUCUCGUUUCCUCCCCCGCUUGAUUGGCGAGUACAGCUCGAACCGCGGCUACGGCGGAUGGUCGAGCAGCAACAUGAGAAAAGAAGAAUCCGGCUUCUCCAAGGGUCGGGAGCAUCCAUUUGAUAUGAGUAUUCUGCAGACCCAAGAUGGGGACGCCAUGACGGGCACGCAGAUUGGGAGGAACAACAGCCAGGAACGCAUUAUUAUACCGGAAGGGAAGAUUUAUGCUCAUACGGAAAUCGAGACGAAUGUCGAAGUCAGUACGGAGUACUAUACUCGCCCGAUGCAGUCGUUUGAUAUUCCUCGGUCUCUGGGGACGCAUAGUUCUUGAGAGGAUAACUAUACCUUUACUUUCGUCUACUUUUUUGUUCUUUAUUCCUCGUUACUUAUCUGCAUAUACCCUUCUCUUCUUCUCACGUUCACUUAAUUCCUAUUUUAUUUCCUACUUACUUACCUUCCCCUUAUUUCCCUUACAAGGGAGCUUUCUUGAUCCCCAAUCCUUCCUUUUCAACGGCCCCCCCAGAAUAUCUAGAUGAAUACCAACUAGAAUGACCUCGGCAACAAACCUUAACAAAUUGACCGCCGAAUCCUGCAAUAAACCAUGCGGGUAGACUAACUAACUC
Aspergillus piperis CBS 112811 is the source of this 1674-nucleotide messenger RNA. RefSeq names its product putative integral membrane protein Pth11-like. The record is from RefSeq and is a predicted model, not a curated record. The transcript has 6 exons. Bases 273 to 1382 code for a protein of 369 amino acids. NCBI's taxonomy places the organism in Eukaryota, Fungi, Ascomycota, Eurotiomycetes, Eurotiales, Aspergillaceae.